Dermacentor silvarum is the source of this 1264-nucleotide messenger RNA. RefSeq lists its product as uncharacterized. The transcript is spliced from 2 exons. The record is from RefSeq and is a predicted model, not a curated record. The coding region runs from base 1 to 1059 and encodes 352 amino acids. NCBI's taxonomy places the organism in Eukaryota, Metazoa, Arthropoda, Arachnida, Ixodida, Ixodidae.
AUGAAAGAAGAAGAAGUGGAAAAAUGCACGCGCGGCUACGUGGCCAAGGCGGAGAAGAGACACGUAGCUGAAGAGAACAGCCCAGCUACGCUCUGCGACUACGACGGGCAGAAGGAGCUGGAAGCCAGACGGGACGGGUGGAUCACGGCAACCCAGUGGAAGCUGUUCUUGGUGAGCUGCCGCGGCUACGACCUGCGAGCUGAACGGGCGCCCGAUCGGAGACAUCAGCUACAGGCUGACGGCGCCAUCUCCGGGACUCCCUGUAGCUACGAUCCACAGGCCAGCGGAGUUCACCGGGCGAUCCAGGCACCUCGGUCAACCCACCGUACUGACCCCCUGACCAGGUCAACCUGGGUCCGAACUUCGGACACAGAGACGUCGAGUACGACGCAGCAGCGGGGCCAACGACGUGUCGUCGGAAGCAGCGACGACGAGAUGACGUCGGUGGACUCAAUCUCGUCCAAUCCAGGACUCGUCCUCGAUCUUGAGAUCGGAAGCGAUGACCAUGACGUUCUCGGCGAAGUCAAGUCUCGCACGUCUUCAGGGAAACCCGCAGCGCCGCGUCCACAUUCACUAACUGCAGCAUGUGCGGCGCCCCCGCUUGACGCACCAUCAGAGGCCGUCCCCACGUCGCAGCUCAAGGACCACAACAGCACCGGCGGUGCUUUGCCCUCGCUCCAGCGCCAGGCGAUGGAAGCUGGCAGCGAUCGUCGUGGAUAUUCGGACCUGAGAGAUAACUUGAAUCUCCUCGGGAACCGCCGACGACGGAAGCCGCAGCGCCGGCGAUCGUGCACCCACAGAGAUCUCCGCACCAAGCUGAGCUACAACAGAGCUCGCGGGGAGCACGACUCGGACGAAGAGCGGCGAGCACCAACGGCCUCGUCGGGAAGAAGGCGAGCAGCGUUCACGAGCUGGGACAGCGAGGCCGGACACGCGGGUCGCAUAAAUGCGCGUCAAGGAUUGGCCCGUCGGCGGAAGGCCUACGUAGACCUGGACCGCCCUGCAGAGGAAGACGUGAGUGACGUCGAGGGUGCAUCUUCAUGGACUUACCGCUUCUGAUUAUCGGCGAGCUUUAGAAGACGACAGGCGGUCGUCCGAAUGCUCAACGGCCAUCGCCUACGCCCCAUAGCGAUGAGGACGGCCCGUUUUGGCUCACUAUGUGCGCCUUUGUAACUGAAAUGCGGCAGCGAACGAGGUGGUUACAAAUGCCACGAAAUGAAUAAAUAUCCGUCCACUCGAAAGGAGCGCGAAAUGACAAAGGAAG